AUGGCAAUGAUUAAAUUGAUCGUGCUUCUUUUGAUUAUCUCUUCGACUUUUGUUGAUGCUCGAGCUCGUCGUAAACGACGUCAAUUAUCAUCAAGUUAUUAUGGUCAAAGUGGAUAUCCAUACUCAAAUACCUAUGGUGGUGGAUUAGGAACGUAUGGUACUGCUGGAUCGUAUGGUACAGCUGGAGGGUAUGGUACGGCUGGAGGGUAUGGUAGUGUUGGAUCAUAUCCUUACAAUAGUUAUGGUUCAAACUCCUAUAGUGGAAGCCAAUACGGUUCUAGCGCCAUAGGCCAGUAUGGUUCAGGUAUAGGGCAGUAUGGUGGUUCAUAUCCGUAUAGUAGUGGCGGCUUGUAUGGUCAGACGGGACAAGGAUAUCCAUACAAUCAGUAUAAUAAUAUGUAUGGUUCUAAUACUCAAUAUCCAUAUGGAUCAAACAACAACUACCAGUAUCCUAAUACUGGUGUAAGUGGCUAUAAUACUGGUAUCGGUGGUUAUAAUACUGGUGUUGGUGGCUAUAAUACUGGUGUCGGUGGCUAUAAUACUGGCGUCGGUGGCUAUAAUACUGGACAAUAUGGAGCGUAUGGAAGUAGUUUAUAUGGAUAUGGAAAUACAGGCCUAGGAACUAAUACAUACGGUUCUUAUGGUCAGAGUAAUCCUUGGUAUCGAACAUCACGAAGCGGUGAUAACAUACAAGGACGAUCGGGUGGUGCUCCCAACAGCAAACCAGAUGGUAUCAAUGGAAAUGCUAUUCGUCGACGACGUCAACAAUCAUCUGCAUCAUUAUAUGGAAAUCAAAAUCAAGCAGGUAAUAUACCUGCAGGAUAUAAUUAUGGAUCAAAUACGAAUUUAUAUGGUAACAACUUGAAUAAUCAAAAUCAGAAGGAUUUAUAUGGGAAUCCGGUUGUACCAUCGAAUACUGGUAAUACUAUGAAUAAUGUUGGUUUAAAUAAUCAACAACAGCAACAACAACAACAACAGCAGCAGCAGCAACAGAUAUAUGGAACAAAUGGUCAACCAAUAUCAAAUCCAUCAUAUGGUGCAAAUGGUUUUUAUCAGAGUAGUGGAACAAAUCAACUUUUACGUGAUACAAAUGUUAACAUGGGAAUGCGAGAUAGUAGUGGUAAUCUUAUACCAUCAGCUGGUUCUUCCUUAUAUUCAUCAUCAAAUUCUCAAUCAGGUUAUCCAGCAAAUACAAAUCAAGGUUUAAUGAAUAAAGAUAUAUAUAAUGCACCGGCCAAUACAAAUAAUAAUCAAUAUGGUCUUAACAGUAAUACUUAUGGUGGACAAAUGGGUGCAAAUACAAAUCCUCAGCAUAAUAAUUUAAACCCAAAUAAUCAAUAUAAUGCCAAUGCUGGUAGUGCAUAUAAUCAAAAUCGAGAUUAUAAUACUAACACCAAUAAUAAUGCUAAUACUAAUGCAUUUUCAAAUCCAAAUUCACCAUAUUUUUAUAAUAAUGAUGGUCAUCGAAUGAUGACCUCAUAAACAAUAAAAGUUAACAACGACUUGGGACCAGUUAUCGGUAUUGAUCUUGGAACAACAUAUUCCUGCGUAGCUGUUUUCAAUUCUUCUCGUGUUCAAGUUAUUGAAAAUGAUAACGGUAAUCGAAUAACACCAUCUUAUGUUGCCUUUACAUUGACUGGUGAACGACUCAUUGGUGAUGCUGCUAAAAAUCUACUUUCAUCGAAUCCUCAAAAUACAAUAUUUCAUAUAAAACGAUUAAUGGGUCGUGAAUUUGAUGAUCCAUCGAUACAAGAAGAUAUAAAACAUUUUCCAUUUUCCAUUUUCCGUUUUUCGAAAGGAUGA
Molecule: messenger RNA, 1803 nt
Organism: Adineta steineri
Lineage: Eukaryota; Metazoa; Rotifera; Eurotatoria; Adinetida; Adinetidae
Source: the annotation of a GenBank genome assembly